Entrophospora candida is the source of this 642-nucleotide messenger RNA. NCBI's taxonomy places the organism in Eukaryota, Fungi, Glomeromycota, Glomeromycetes, Entrophosporales, Entrophosporaceae. The record is from the annotation of a GenBank genome assembly.
AUGGGCGCCGUUGAUAUGGUGUUUUAUCGUUGCUCCUAUAUUCUUAGAACUGGCGAGGAAUGUAACCGGGGAUGUUAUCAUCCAAAGGGGUGUAAAGUUCAUAGGGAUUCCCCUAUACGUAUACCUUGCAAAGAGUGUGGCAAGUUAACUUGGUCUACUUAUGGUUUUUGUGAAGAUCAUUCUGGGGGGCAAAUUAUAGUUGAGGAAAUUCCGGCAUAUAAACAUACUCCAAUUAAGUGUCAACAGUUGUCAGCAGUUGUCAGCAGUAAAAAAAAUUCCACUGACACCUUUCCUGGAGUUCCAAGCCCGAAAGCAAGUCUUCUCGAUAAGUAUAAGAAUCAAUCGAGGCUGGUUGAAGAAUUAAACUUGAAAUUUGAUUCCAUUAUUGCUGAAUUUAAAAAGGAAAUGGAAGCACUCAUUGAUAUUAAUGCCAAACUUCAUGCUAGGGUUAAAGGGUUGGAACAUGAAAAGAAAAAGAUUGAUGAUAAAAUUGAGGACCUAGAAGACACUGAUAAAUAUCUAGAUACUGAAAUUGAGGAUAUAGGUUAUCAAAGUGAAAAGAACGACACUAGAAUUGUGAAAUUAGAACAGACUCAAAAUACAAUAAUUAGUUUCUUUAAAAAGAUUUCUCUGACACCUUGA